AACCCUUGAAAGCCGAGCCGGUACAGAUCAGCGAAAUCACCCCCAACGCCCCAACGCACCCACCAUCACAGCUCCGGCGGCGGCGACCAGAAGAGAACACCACCACCACGAAGGCGAUGGCGGCGUCGCUAAACCGCGGACUCCGCUCCGGGAUCCACCUCCUCGCCACCGGCGUCGAGGCCUCCAAGCCAGCUUCACGUGGAUUCCAUGCCACUGGUGUCAAGAGGAUGGGAGGACACGGUCAUGAUGAGCCAUACUACCUCCACGCCAAGCACAUGUACAACUUGCACAGGAUGAAGCAUCAGAAGCUGACGGCAUGGUCUUCUGUCCUGGGAGCAGUUAGCAUUGGUGUGGGUGUCCCAGUAUACGCCGUCAUCUUCCAGCAGAAGAAGACUUCCUCUGGAUGACUGAUGAGCUUACUUACGUACUCCCAGGGCCUACUUAUUGGACGUAUUUUCAAUAGCACUUUCUCAAGUUAAAGCUGGCACUUCAUUCCACCCUUGUUGUUUCUUUUUACUCCAUUUGCUCUUAGCAGAAGCUCUGAAGCUAUAACCUCUUUCCUCGUGUCUGUUGUAGGGCACUGCCUUGUGUUAAUAAUACAGUGUGGCUUGAACUUUCCAGGCUGUGGAUAAACAUGUUGUUUGAGUUGUUCUUGGCACCUGUUGAUCUC
Messenger RNA from Brachypodium distachyon (stiff brome), 670 nucleotides. RefSeq lists its product as uncharacterized. Bases 117 to 407 code for a protein of 96 amino acids. Lineage: Eukaryota; Viridiplantae; Streptophyta; Magnoliopsida; Poales; Poaceae. The transcript is spliced from 2 exons. The record is from RefSeq and is a predicted model, not a curated record.